This is a messenger RNA of Amoebophrya sp. A120, 8426 nucleotides long. The record is from the annotation of a GenBank genome assembly. Lineage: Eukaryota; Dinophyceae; Syndiniales; Amoebophryaceae.
GAUUUUCAAAGAUGUGAUAAAGCGGAAUGCUUCUCCUUGCAAAGUUACAAGAUAAAAAAUAACUUUGCAAAAGUAUUUAACUAUUCGACGUCUUGCGCCACCAGUGGAGUGGUCCGCAUUAGCUUGAUCUUUCAAUUUCAUGUUUUGCAGCAGUCCCAGCAGCCUUGCUACUUUUCAUCUGCUUGCUUUACUGAAGCGCUUGCUUUUCCUUGCAGCAGCAUUAUCAUCAACCGAGCUUUACGAAGAUUACGAUACUCACCCCUACGUAGCAUUCGGAUUGAGUAUUACGACCACUAGGUUGCAAGUACGCAGCAGUGGCCGUCCAUCCACGACAACAACUGGGGCACGACUUACAGCAAGUAGUUGCAGUGACAAUCGCGAUCAGACCGUGCCUGUUUCAGCGUCGGGCAGAACAAGCGUUCCCUUGUGUAGUAACGCUGCAGCAGGUGGUGGACAAGGACAAAGCACAAGUAGACAAUUUCUACUCGCAGGAGGACCCGCCUCGCAAGUAGAAGAACCACGACGUGUAGCAGCGGUUAAGAAGAAUCCUGCUCCUGCUGCACCAAGCGGACUACUUUCGCCGCCUACUUUUUCCUGCUCUUUUUCUUUCGACGGAGUUAGUAAUAUCCUCGGUGCUCCUUCUUGUCGCUGCGACCUGGCUUGCGGGAACCUUGGCGUGAACACAACUAAUAACAUGACGGUAGCUGCGCCGGAGCAUGAAGACGUAGUUCCGAAAACGACACCAGGUGCGUAGUUCCGAAAACGACACCAGGUGCGUAGUUCCGAAAACGACACAAGGCCGUGAGAGGCCUUGGCCUUCUUGCACCAGGACGCAUCUGUUAUUAUUCAGGGGACCCUUGCGGGGUUGGUUUCCGGUGAGGGAUAGUCCAACGCAUCGGCAGGUGGUUGCCCAGGGCUGCUGCCCGCUUCCUCAGGUCAGCCUAGUGGCUGGAAGACCCGCUGUCUGGGUGCUUACAACUAGGCUUCUCGCCUUCUAGCUGUCGGAGUAGGUUCCGCGCCGGGUGCGCCUUGCGGUAGAUGCGGUUGACGCGGAUUUUCCCGUGCGGGAGGUGGUUUGCCAGCUCGGCUUGCCUGGGUUGAUAUCGGAAGAUGGUACUACUUCUACGGGAGGAGACGCGUGGUUUCUCGGCCUGCAGGAUUUCUUUUCCUCCCUGGUGUCGGCGGACGGGUCUUGGCUGUAGAGUCGGUGGCCUGGGGUGUGCACUCUAACAGCUUCGACUGGCUCGCUGGGGCGCAAUACUAGUUGAGUUCACCGCGCUCACAAGCGGUGAGAAGUUAGUCGCGUUGCUUUUCCAACUACGUUCCGUAGACUGACGCAGGCACGCAGGGCGCGCGCUUGGCCCAGUGAAGCGCCUCGACGACUAUGUUGACGGGCGGCCUUCGAGGUUGUCCCCCUUCUCUGUCUCUCGUUUACUUUUCGGCCGCUCGGGGACCGUGUGAGGCUUCGAUGCCACUGUAGGGGGCUUGGUCAGUCUCCGUUUGGUCUAGUCACGACUGCGCGUCGCUUUUUCCUUUCUCUCGCGGUUUGCCGCCUCCCUUGUCUUCGUAGAAGGAGGGAUGAGGUUUACAGUUUGCAGGCCCGCUGCGCCGCCCUCGUCGAUCAUGGUUAGGCUGCUGUCUCGCUGCCCCGGAUACAGCCUCACCCGGACUGCCAAGCACUAUGAUAUCCUGGGUAGUUGCGUUUGCGCUCUGCUGGUUGCAGUGCAUUCUCCACGGGAUGGCUUGCACGCCGGUGCAUUCUUCGGCUGCUGGGGCCCGUUCUGCAUGAGCGACCUGCGCUAGCUGUCUGCUCCUGGCGGGAGCCGUAACAGUUUCGCCUUGCUGGUGUUCGGGGUUGAAGCGCAUGCUCGGUGCCCGCCGCUCAUCAUCUCAUUUUCGAGGUGGUGCUUCGGGGUAGAUCAUUUUCGAGGAGUGACUGGAGGGAGUAUUCCCCCGUGACUGUUUGUAUAUGGGCUGGCAGAUCCCUAGAAGCUAAUGCCUGUAGUUGUUGGUCUUCCGCCCCUUUGAGUGGGGUCGUUGGAAGGAGCCAACGCAGACGCUGUCUGCCGUUUGCGUAUUUGGAUUUCGCUGUGAAGGAUGCACUUCUUUUCCCCCUCCCUCCCACACAAGUGGCCGCUCACGUCGUGCCGGUUCGCCCGGACAGACGUGUUGGUGAUGGAGUGGGCCGUUCCCCGCUACGGAAGCUAGGUCCGGCCUGCUUCGCCCAGCCCCUUCAGGCUCGUUCCAACGGGCCGCUUGGGCGGUGUUGGCUCUGUCUGGAUAACACUCGGAAGGAACGCAGCGAAAAUGACGGUAGCUGCGCCGGAGCAACAAGACGUCGUUCCGAAAACGACACCAGGUGCGGAGUUAUUAGUGACGGAUGCACCCCGGUGCAUCGUUUUCGAGUAAGUGACGGCAAGUGCGCUCGCACAUCUGAAAGGGCUGGCAGAUCCCUGGUAAGCAAAUGCAAGGGGUACGACUGGACCCGCUCUCCAUGCGGGGGUCGUGCCAACAAUUUUUCUCUCAGCUGGACCCAGUUAAGAGUGACUGGGGGCUGUGGUUUGCCGAGGUGGUCGCAGUGUUUGCGCCUCGAUGACAUGACUGUGGGGUGCAUGAUGGUAGGAUGCCAGAAUAGGUUUUUGCGUCUCGAUGGCAUGACUUCGGUUUGCCGAGAUGAAAGUGGCGCGAGUUUUUCGCCUCUCGAUGACAUGACUGUUGCGGACCCAGCGGGCGGGGUGAGUUUUGCCUUUCGUUUGGGUGCAUGGCUGUGUCUGCCUCUUUCUGGGCAGGGCUGGGGCUUUCUUGAUCUCAGAGGGGCUGUUGCCGGGUCUCAUGGCGAUGCCGCGAUUUAGGCCGGCUUGUGGCCGCUGGCGGUCAAAUUUUGGUUUGGGAUAUUUCGGCGGCUUUUCUCUCGAUGGCACGGCUUUGGGGUGCUAUAAUAGUUGUGACGUUUGAUAUCCGGCUAACUUCCGCUACUCAUUCUGGUAUUGGUUUGGCUUCGCGAUGCUUGCACGGUUAGAGUAUUCUUGGGUACUCACUCGAGUCAGGUAGCUGGUGAUGGGGAAAGGAGUUCGAGUGUUUGGGGCCAUUUUCGCGGAUGUUUUGAUUUGGUGUCCGAAUUUAGGGGGGUUUUGAGGCUGUGCGUUGUAACGCAGAGGGGUUUUCAGUUGGUCGCUUCCCUAUUUCGCGGGCAUUUGUGUUGAGGAAGUAGCCGCGGGGCUGUUUUUCCCCAGGAUAUGGCUGUGGCAUACCGAGGCAGUCAGGCCUCGCCGGCAUGUUUGUGGAUCGCCAGGGGCGGGCCGUCGGUUAGUUUCGGGCUUGUUGAUGAAGGGCGGGUUCUUGUGGAAUAUAUUCCCUAGGGUAUUGUUCGUUGGCCUUACACCUCUCGCUUGGCUCUGGGCACUGGCGGUUCAAACCCGUUCAUCCUAUGACCUCGUGGGGGCUGUUGGUCAGUAACAUGCCUAGUUCCAGGGCCAGGCGAGCAGUCAGGUGUAAGGUCAAAAUCAUGCACGGAGGUGGACCUUUUGCCCGCUCCUACUUCUUAAGGUGAUCGCCAUGGAACUUUCACAGCACCGGGCGGCAGCGAGGUAGUCUCGGGGGUAGUUCGGUCUCGGGUGUCCAAGGCAGCCUCCUCUUGGUUGUGGCUGGAUGGGGUUUUUCGGCUCUUUGUUUUUGCGAUGGGAAGUAGGUUUUCAGCUGAAUCGCAUCGGUUCUGCUCAGUUGCUCCAGGGCGGCUCUCUGUCCACUUGGAGUGAAUGCCUGCGCACUCUUUUCGAGCAACAAGACGUAGUUCCGAAAACGACACCAGCUGCGGAGUUAUUUUUGACAUAUCCACCCCGGUAGAACAUUUUCGUGGAGUGACUGGAGGGAGUUUCCCCCCCUUCCGUUCUUGUAUAUGGGCUGGCAGAUCCCUAGAAGCUAAUGCCUGGAGUUUGUUGGUCUUCCGCCCCUCUGAGUGGGGUCGGGGAAGGAGCCAACGCGGACGUAGUCCGCAAGAUUCGCUGGAUAGUUUGCUUUGUGAUGAAUUCACUUCGUUCUCGCGUUCUAAUGAAUGGUAGCUCAUGUGCUCAGAGUGCACCGCAGUGCCAUUCCGCCACUGAGGGCGCUUCCCAGCGGGGAAGGGUGUUUUAGGAUGUUUGGAUCUAAUGGAUGGUAGCUCAUGUGCUCAGAGUGCACCGUAGUGCCAUUCCGCCACUGAGGGCGCGUCCCAGCGGGGACGGGUGAUUUAGGAUGGUUGUGCUCUAAUGGAUGGUAGCUCAUGUGCUCAGAGUGCACCGUAGUGCCAUUCCGCCACUGAGGGCGCUUCCCAGCGGGGAAGGUGGAUUCCGGAUUGUUUUGCGGUUUUUGGACUAGUUGUAGUGGCGCUGGAGCAGAUCGAGAUGCGAGCAAGAUGCUUAUUGCUAUUCCCUAUUUUCGAGCCCUUGUAAAUGUGGGCCCUUCUCUGUUUUCGCCUCUCAUUCGAGCUGGAUACUUCCGUACGGGCUCUGGCAAGAUUCUCAAACUCGGGGUCCUAGAUGGGCUGGCUGGAGAUUGCUUUUGUUCGCGUGUCCAAGGUUUAUAGAGUUGUGCCGGAGAGCCUUAUGGUGCUGGAUCAGGGUGCUUGGCGAUGGCCUUGCGCGGGUUGGUCUUGCUGACGGAUGGUUUGUUUCGGAGGGUUGGUUUCGGAUGCGCGUAUAGCUCGCAUCCCGUUGGGGGCGCGGAUCAAUUGUCUGCUCUGUCCUGCCUGUUGGCCGUUCCAAUUUUAGGCGGGGGCCGAGGUCUUUCUACACAUUGCCCACGCAAGGACUCUUCCUGGAGGCGGACACGUCUUUCAGCGUGUCGUAGGACUAAGUACUCACUGCUUCGCUUUGUUGAUGUUGCGGUCUGGCGCGCCUAGUACCGCGUUGAAACCUCCCUGACCUGAGGCACUUCUGUUUUCGGGAGGCUAGGCGCCUCGCAGCGCUGGCACUACACUUAUCUCGGGGGCUGCCUUUUCUUUUUCGGAUUCGCUUUGCCGCUUCAUCUGCACCAGGGGAGCUCCGCUCUGUCCUCGGUCUCGCCUGGCUUUGGGAACAGGGGUCGUUUGGCACUGGCGGUACCCAAUCCGUUACCCUUGCGAACUUGUUCCCAGGCUGGGGCUGGUGGUUCGGUGUCUCCUUCGUUUGCCCUCUGUUCCCAUUGCGGGGCGAGGCCGGGGCUUUGUCUCUUGGAUGCUUGCCCGCGCCAAAAUAUGCCUGUGGCGCGUGCGUUGCUAUUGUGGGAAGGCCCAGCUGGGCCGGGGUCGAGCAACGAGCCGUAGCAACAAGACGUAGUUCCGAAAACGACACCAGCUGCGGAGUUAUUAGUAGUAGCCUCCAAGAACGAUAAGCAAGACGCUGCUGUACAAGUGGGCAGUGCACCGGGAACGGCAGGACCAGGAGUGGCGCCGGUUGAAAACAAAGGCGUGAACAACAAAAUGCGGAGCCCAGCGCAGCAUAAAGCUAUCUACUGCAUCCGGCACGGGACCAGCUGGCACAAUGUCGCGUUUGUGAACAAUCACUUCUCCAAAGAUGUUUUUUUCUCGCCGAGACUUCACGACAGUCCUCUGAUGAAGCAAGGCCACUUAUCAGAAUGAAAAAUGCCCCCACCCCCGAACUUGAAAGCAUUUGUAUUGCAAACCUUUCCAAAUGAAACAUUCGCCCUCUUGCACCUAUCAGCAUCACAGGUUUCCAACCGUGAAUAGCGAAAAUUUGUAUUGCAAAAGACCCCAGCAAGAGCGGCGCUUGUCAUGCAAGCGAUGCGAUACACGCCUAGACUCCGCAUCAGAAAGAUUCAUACUCGUUUCAUGCAUGACAAAAAGUUUUCAUUUGGAAACUCCGCAUCACAAAUUUUUGCAAUUUGAGGGGUGGGGGGCACUUUUCACUGUAAUACCACUUAGAAGCGCAGGAGUUCGGGUUGAAAAGUGACUUUGCCAAGAACGUGAAGGACAAACAGAAGAUUGAUUUGGUGCUGGUGUCUCCCCUCUCCCGGGCCAUCCAAACCCUGUCAAACAUCUGGAAGGACCAGAUUCUGGAAUUUUUCCCGGAAAAUUUUCCAGCGGACAAGUGGGGCGUUGCGGAUGCGGAAGACGAAGAGAUUUGGGCCUGGACCUCAGAUAUCAAGUGCAAAAAUGUCUGGGUCUGGAAGAGUCAUGCAGUUUUUGCAUGACACAGAAGGUCUGGCAUGGAAGCUCUAGCAUCACAGGUUUCGAGAAGCUUUCGCAAUGCCGAAUCCGCAUGGCAAGUCCUCCACUUUGGUGACAGAAAGUGGGCAGCUUUUGCUACCUAUGCAAGAGAGAUUUUUCUGUGUUCUGAAAUGCGCAUGACAGUUUUGCACUCUUCCAGACCCGGACAUCUUUGCAGUGCAUACCAGAAAAGACGAGGAUGACUGUGUCUUUGGAUGAGUUGAAAAAGCAGCGGCUGCAGUUUGAAGAGAAGAACAAGAUCCGGUUUGUCGCGACCGAAACGCUGCUGGAGUACGCCAUUGGGAUGACCCCGAACGUGCGCCAGGAAACAGCAACGCUGAAGAAGUGGUAUCCGUGGGUGGAUUUCGAGACAUUGGUAGAACAAGAGGAAUAUCCUGUGCAAAAGGUUUUUAUCGUACUCAUACUAAUUCAAUUCUUGCAUUCAUGCAUGAGAAGCAGAAGUCUAGAACCUUCAUCAAUACCUGAUCCAGCAUGACAAGUUGCAUUCUUAUUUUCCCUGUAUUGCGAAAAUUUUCUAUGCGAUUUUUCCAUCAUUCUAGUACGAUCAUGCUGUUGCAAUGCAUAAGGAAAAGCACGAGGUCAACGUGUACGACUUGGCCAAGACAGCCUCGCACGUGAACCUACGCACGGCAAAUGCGUCUGGGUCAUCUGGAUUUGUGAUGCGAAAUUUGAAGGACAGUGAGCAUUUGUGAUGCAUGAUUUCGAUUGGGUACUUUUUUUUUGUGAUGCUGUGAGACCCACUUUGUCAUGCAAAACACGGUAGUAGAGCAAGAACUCCCAAUAGAUCAUACCACCGGAGAUGAAAUUUGUGAUGCGUGGAUACCGUCGUGCAAAAGAUCGGGCUGUCGUGCAAUUAUACUCAGCAACGCAAAUUCGCCGCGUCCUGCGAGACCACAGAUUUUUGCAUUCGAUAGCGCCCUGAAUUUGUCGAAACCUACCACCUAUCAAAUGUAAAAAUGUCUGGGUCUGGAAGAUUCUGAGACUUGUCAUGCAUGUUUUGCAUGACCCAGGAUGUCUGCAAUGCACGACCGCGCAUCACAGAUUUUGCGAGAGCUUCCUGAUGCCUACUCCGCAUGACAAACGCCCUCCCCUCGUAGCACAAACUAGACUCCUCUUGCUGGUCAUGCAAUACAGAUUUUUCUAGAGUCCAAAGUUAGCAUCACAAGUUCCAAUCUUCCAGACCCAUACACUUUUACAUUUGAUACCACCUGGACGGAAACGCGGUCGCCUUCGACUAUGAACUGCAAAAGUAUCGUAUUCGUAUAAAUGCAUCACAAAUUUCUUCAGCAUGAGAAAUUUGUAAUGCGGAUUUAUCGCAAUAAAGAGAUUUGUAAUGCAUGACUGCAAUUAAUACUACGAACGAGUGCGAUACUUUUGCAGUUCACAUCGACCCGAAGCUAACCAAGGGAGUCUCCUUCCCCCAAGAGACGAAAAGCGCAUUGCAGCACCGGAUCCAGCUAUCGCAAGAAAAAACUGUUUCACUGUGAACCUGUAAUGCAGAAAAUGGAACACAGAACUAUUUGUCUUGCUACACCUGCAAGACAUUGGAUUUUCAAGCGUGUUUUCCCUUGGGCAACGCGCAUGGAAAAUUUUCGGUGUCAUGUGUGUCAAACUUGUGAUGCAAAUCUUGCAAAACCAUCACAGUGAAAUAGUUUUUUUUGGGAUACCAGCAGUUCAAAAAGCUGGUGUUGACGAACGAGCUUACCCAACAGGCGAAGCAGAUCGCCGUGGUGGCGCACAGUGGUAUUCUGCAACUGAUGAUGUUUGGCGAGUUUUUAUCCUGAGCAAAAACGUCCCCGCCCCAGAGCCAAGAUGAGGAAUCUGCUAGACAAAUCAACCAGAUUUGGUUGCUGCGCAUGACAAGUUUGGCCUUGUACUGUAAUCCUGUUUGACUAGCUCAGAAGCAUAACAGAUCUAGCAUAGCAUGCUGAUUGGAGCAUCACAAAGCCCAGAACACGACUAGAAAAUGCUUCUCAUGGGUCUGCGCAUGAGAAACAUGUGAGGCAUGCAGAUUUGCAUGACAACUCUGGGGCGGGGACGUUUUUAUACAGGAUUUCUUGGGGAGCGGUUCCACAAGGACCCGUUGAAGUAUGAGAACGCCGAACUCCCCCUCCCCCUCAUUUGUCAUGCGAGCACCCAAAUCCAGUUGCUGCUUUGUGGCACUGUUUGCAUAAUACAAAUUUGGGGAGCCCAUCAAACAGUACUACGUACACUGAGCGCAUGA